This is a messenger RNA of Rotaria socialis, 830 nucleotides long. The record is from the annotation of a GenBank genome assembly. Lineage: Eukaryota; Metazoa; Rotifera; Eurotatoria; Philodinida; Philodinidae.
UCUUCUAAAGUUUAAAAGCUAUAUGGCUGAAAGUUUGUGUGGUUGAAGAGCUUUUUGUAUACUAUAUAGGGUGAACGUUUGAGUGAAACUAGGCAAGCACUUCAGGAGUUAUUAACUAAACUAUUUUUGAAAUCUGGAGCUACAAAGUGAGUGAAAAAAAGCUUUUUUCAUUUUUUUCACUUUAAAAAUCAGAUUCUUUUCAAAAACUUUUGGCUGUUUCAAGACUGCUUUUUUAUGCUGUCUUUUGGCAAGAUCAUUUUUUCAAAAAUCAGUUUCCUUAUUUUGAGAGAAAGAGUUUUCAUCUGGGGCUACAUUUGUGUGCAAAAGUAUUACCAUAUUAAACGAUCACAAAGAGAAAAUAAAAUAAAUAAAUGAGUCAUAGUUUUAGAUAGUUUGAAAGUUGCUGUACAAAACGUGCCAGAGAUGGGCAAAUCCGCCAUGUCCAACUCCAACUCCGCACAACUCCGCUCCGAUUUUUUUAAAUCCCACUCCAACUCCGUUUCAACUCCGAUUUUAAAACGUUGAAUUUUCUCGAACAAAAUUUGCAAGCAUAAGAAUUUCGUAAUAGAAAUCUAGAAUAACUAAUGAUGAAUAGUAAUUUUAUUUAUUUCUUUUAAAGUUUUUCACAUAGAAUCUUUAAGUAUUUACUUUAACAAAUCAAGGUUACAUUACAUUUAACAAAUGUUAAUUUAGAUAAUGUGUCCGUUGAUAAGCGACUUCGAUGUGGUGUCAUAAGUAGCCCACUUUUUGAGAAUAUUCUUUCAGCUGGAGUUGAUGUGGCUGGAACACAUAAUACUCUUAAUGCUAAUCUAUGGAAAUAUGGAAAAUGA